CUUUGGGUCCUCCCACCAUGUUCCUUGGAGCCAGGGGGGGGGCCUGCCGGGAGCAGGCCAAGAAGGCAGAGGCCUGCCGGGGCUUGGCAGGGCCUGUCCGGAGUAGCUUCAGGGGCCGCAAGGAGCCGCUGGAGUGCCAAGACAUGGUGGUCCAGAAUGCCCUGUACACGGGGGACCUGGAACAGGUGCAGCGGCACUUCUCGGAGCGGGCUGAAGUCAACCUCACCAUUCUGGCCAAGAGCCAUGAUGACCUGCGCUGGACCAGCCACAAAUGGGGGCUGUGGUCACUGACCUACAAAGAAGAGCUCACCACCCCACUCCACAUCACAGCCAGCCGUGGCUUCGUGGACUGCUUGCGCCACCUGCUGCUGCGGGGAGCAGAUGUGGACCUGGCCCCCGGCGGCCAGACGGCGCUGCAUGUGGCCUGCACAGCUGCCCAGGCCGACUGCGCCAGACUCCUCCUCUCCUUUGGUGCUGACCCCGAGGCGGUCUCUGAGGACGGGUGGAAGCCCCUGCACCUCUGCCAGAGCCCCGAGUCCCUCCAGUGUGCUCGGCUCCUGCUGUGCCACGGGGCCACUGUGAACAGCCCCACGGAGGAGGAGGAGGACACCCCCCUGCACAGGGCGGCUCGGCUGGGCCUGGUGGAACAUGUCCGGCUCCUCCUGAGCUACGGGGCCAGCCUGGAGGCCAGGAACGGGGAGGGGCAGUCCCCCCUGAAUGCCGCCUGUGCCCAGUCCCACCCGGCCCAGGCCAUGGAGGACUACUUCAAAGUGUGCCAGCAGCUGGUGGCCGCCGGUGCCCAGGUGAACUCCACUGACCACGACCGCCAGCGCCCGCUCCACCAGGCCUGCAAGAAUGCCAACCCCCGUGUGGUGGAGCUGCUCCUGGCCCACGGCGCCAACGUCAACAUCAUGAGUUACAGCGGCAACAUGGCCAUGCACAACAUCCUGCAAGCGGCCGCCUACAAGACGGACCACCAGCCGGAGCAGGCGGUGCGCGACCUGCUCAACCACGGGGCCGUGCGGAUCUGGCCAGGAGCCCUUCUCAAGGUGCUUCGCCAUUGCUGUGCUUCCCCGCGGACCAUCGAGGCCCUGCUCAACAGUUACGAGCACGUCCGAGUCACAGAAGAGUGGGCAGACGCUGUCCCUGCUGAACUUGUGCAGAUGCACCCCCGGUUUUUCCAGUCACUCUUCGCCCUGGGCCAGAGGCCCCGAUCCCUGAAGCACCUGGCUCGGUGUGCCCUGCGGAGCUGCCUCGAAGGGAACAUCCUCCGGGCUCUGCCGGAGCUGGGCCUGCCGCCCCCCCUCCAACAGUUCCUGCUACUCCGCUUUGAGGACGUUCUGUACUGAGUCCAACCUCCCACCCUGGGGUCAGGAGGGCGCUGGCUGAAGGGGGCCCCUCGCCCCGGCUGACUCCCUCGAGGGCUGCUGGGCAAGCGAGGCACAGAGAACAGCAGCUGCGACAGGUACACCGCCUCACCUGUCUGCCCCGUUUUGACAAUUGCAGUGUGAUUCUGGGGCUCUUGGCUGGCGGAUCUGCCCUCUGCCCCACAUCAGACUUGACCGUGGCAACCUCCUGUCCUGGAGCUAUGGCCAGUGGCCGGGGGCAUGAGUGGUCCUGUUCCCAGCCGCCCUGGUAGCUUUUAUAGUGAUUUCAGAGUGAUUUCAGCUUUGGCGGCAAUGAGUGGAUGCAGAGGCCGGCUGCCUUCAGAGCAGAGGUUCUUUAUUGGGAUUUCAAGUUCUUUCCAGGCCAGACCGCCCUCUACAGAGCGAAACGCAGCCCUUUUUAUACAGUUUUUCACCCAAUCAGAGGGGGAAGGGGGCAGUCCCCAUCGUAAUACAGAAACAAUCUAAAACAAAGGGGAGGAAGCCGGUCUUUUGCUUUUGCUGAUGGGAUUAAGUCCCAAAAGAAAAGGCUGCACCUUCUUGCCUGAGGCUAGCUCCUUGGGAUUCUGUCAAAGGAAAAUUCACAUUGUCCAAUGGGUCUUCAGAUCUUGCCAGUGGAAAGUUCAAAUAGUCCAAUGGGAAGUAGGGUGACUCUUCCAAACGGCCAAGGCACAUCCCAUCACUUGUAAGUCCAAAAAGUCUUUUGUUUAUGUUGAUGGGUUUACCUGCCAGGCAGGUAACAGGAGAGUGACUGACUUCUGAAACUCUGUCUCAAGCAAGGUAAUAUUACAAGCAAAGCAAUAUCAACGUAUUGUCGAAGGCUUUCACG
Molecule: messenger RNA, 2214 nt
Organism: Sphaerodactylus townsendi
Lineage: Eukaryota; Metazoa; Chordata; Lepidosauria; Squamata; Sphaerodactylidae
Gene: ASB10
Product: ankyrin repeat and SOCS box containing 10
Exons: 5
Coding region: 18-1349 (443 amino acids)
Biological process (GO): intracellular signal transduction
Molecular function (GO): protein binding
Source: RefSeq, a predicted model, not a curated record